Messenger RNA from Vitrella brassicaformis, 3169 nucleotides. The record is from the annotation of a GenBank genome assembly. NCBI's taxonomy places the organism in Eukaryota, Vitrellaceae.
ACCGCACAACGCACACAACCCGAGGGAUGGAUGGAUAAUUGCAUCGGUAGGUGUUGUUGUACCUGCUGUGGUAUGGUUGGUGGUUACAUCUCCAAACGGCCGCACCAGUGGCGAUUUUGAACGCUUUCCAGUCGCUGGCCGGAAUGAGCGAGAAAAAAGGAGGACGUCUCGAAUUCUCGACGCGGGCCCCAAUCUCGCCCCUCAACCCCCGCGUCACCAACGAAAGUUCAUGAGAGCUAUCGCCAUCCUCGAAUGGGGUGAGCAUCGCAACAAAAGCCGCCAGCUUCAUAAUUGCGCCUGUUGCCUGUUCGUCAGGGCCGCCCGGUUUGCGCGGUGUGCAUCCCCACCAGAAGUUGAAGGUGCGGACCGACUGGCUCGACCACGGGCCUGUGCUUCCGCCCUUCCUCUUCAUCAGGGGCGAAGAAACCAAACCGGAAAACCUCGUCAAAGUCCGAUUCGCGUUCUCAGGUAACUACACACCGCGCACGAAGAAGCGGACACCUUCCCUAUUAUGUGAUGUUGGCAGCCUAUGAUACUUUGGACUAUGCCAUCCGCAACCUCAGGAAAGCCUUUGGCCACUGCUACCCCGAGGCAAUCGGUUGGCGAACAAGGCGCACAAUGCCAUGGGGGGUUCUCUUGGUGUGUAUCGGCCUGUCGGUGCGUGUUUUCAGGCUAUGUGAGCACGUUGGCGAAUCGGCACCGUUGCCGGAUAGAGCACCUGCCACUGAUGGAGAAGCUGCGGCGCUGGGCGAUGCUGGCGCACAUCGAUGUAUGUGAUGGAUGGAUAGAUGGGUGAAUGGACAGCGACCCGGAUGGACAUCUGGGUGUGGUUGAUGUUUGUAGGCCAUUCUGUGGAUCGACUACGACAACUAUAGAAGGAACAAAGUACUAAAGAGGAAAUACGCGGCCGUCAGUCAGUCUGUCUGUCUGUCUGUCUGAUUGUCUGUCAUGUGUGUCCGGCCGCAGGUGCCUCCCGGCCCUCCCCCCCUUCACGCAUCGGUGCCAUACGGUCCCAACAUCCUCGAUGUCAUUGUGGAAGGGGGCGCAAAGCCCAGCAAGGCGUCGGACCGCGCCGACAAACCCAAGCAAAAAGACCCCAGGGACCAACGAGAACACGAUCAAGACAAGAAAAGGAUGUCUGACCUCGACAUAGAGUUCGUGUCAGCGGGCAUUUUGCCCAGCCUGCGGGGCGAGAACCACCCCAGAAGGGUCUCUCACACAGUGGCGGAGAGCAGCCAGCCUCGGCUGGGCUCGGUCAUGUCUGAGCAGCCACCCGUUGUGAGCGCCACCCCCACCCUCCCUCCCGUGGCACAAGCUAAAGCGGACACGCCCCCGUCGCACCUGACAGACACGGAGAGGGCCCAGACCAGCAGACGGCCGUCGCGCACCGCGGCUGAGGUCACUAGAAGAGGAUCGUCUGGCCCAGAGGGGGAGGUCAUGUCUCCCAAGGACUCGGGCGGUGCUCGGAAGAAGGCCAAGCUCAAAGAAGAUGGGGAGGCUGCUGGAGAGGAUGAGAAGGCCGCAAAGGGGUCGACACUCGUGUCCAAAAUCCUGGUGAGACACGAGCAGCGGCCGAAUGAUGGCGUGUGUUAUGUAUGUCUGUAUGUGUAUGCAGGCCCGUGCAGCCGAGAUGGAUGACGAGCUGCAGCUGGAAGUGGUGAGCCGGAAAGGGCAGGCAGGGAGGGCAGGAAGGAUGAUUAUCGUGCGGCAUGCAUGUACAAUAUUUCCCUCUACUAUCUGUCUCGCCUGUUAGAUCCGUCCUUUCGGCUGCAUUUAUCCACGAUCCUACACACCUGGUGCGCCACUAGCGACACAGCACACACCAGCACAUUCCAACAUCCUUCGUCUGCCUCACUCACGCAGGGCCUGGCCGCUACUCUCUCAUUGCUCGAUCCCAAUUCGGGUGGGUCACGGCUGGCCGCGAGAUCACACAGACACCUGAAUGACAUAUCAUGUGGUUGGUUGGUUGGUUGAUCAGCAAACCUCCUCCCUUCAACGAUCCCUAUGCGUCCCCCCCGCCCCGCUGGUCACGCAAAGGGCCAAUGUUCAAGGGCAAACCCCUCCACACGUUCGACCAGCUGGCCAAGAGAGCGAAGGAGGUGCCGGCCUCAUGGGAUUAUUUCGACCACACACAUGAGUUGGCCUAUAAGAGCUUCGGUGGCAGCAUUCCUCCGUCGCCAUCGAUGUCCACCUCACGAUAUGUGUCGACCCUCGAGCCAUCCACCACUCUGCGCUCAUCGGCCCAGGACGCGUCGACCAUCGGUGGCCCCAGCCUGACGGAGCCGGAGGGGUCGAUGUCCACCCCCAAGCAGCACAGAGUGCCGCCUCUCAAGCUGGGGGGUAAGCGGCUGGUUUUGUCGGUGUACGUGUGUCUGCUGCUGGGGGAGGGAUGGGUGGGUCAUGUUAUUCAUGUCUCAUGUGGUGUUGACUUUGUGUGCAGGCCACUCGUUUGCGGUGGAGAAGAAGAUGAAGCUGCCCACAGAGGUAGACACGCACUCACUCACUGACUCAGUUGAUGAGGGGUAGCCAGAGGUGCACGCAUUGGUCUGCACGCGUGUCUGUACAAGUGCUACACACGUACACGGCAACCCCUCUGCACAUACGACAACGAAUGUCUCCAUUAUCUCCGCCUGCCUGCCUGCCUGCCUGUCCUUUGCCUGCAGCGAGGCGUCAAAGUGCUCUCAGCCGCACUCGCAGCAAAGGAGAACCUCUUAGUACACGGCAGUGGUAUGCAUCCGUCCAUCCAUCCAUCCAUGAAUCGAUGAACACACAGAGCCAAACUAAUCACGUGUGUGUGUUUCUUACUGCAGGGAAGCUCUACUGGCACCUUCUCACCGAGCGAUCGAACCCCAAGCGCAACUCGCCUCGCUUCUCUGCGCCAAAAUCGCCUCGGUUCUGAUACGCUUCCUAUGCUAUUCUGUCUCUCUCUCUUGCUGCAGCCCAUGUGUUUAUUGAUACGCCCAUUCACGAAUCCGCCAGCCAGCUGAGCUGCUCUCUAUUCACCAACCAAUGCAUCCAUCCAUCCACUCGUCAACGGUCCCCAUUUUUGCCCGGGCUGGCCUUGCUCGCUCGUUUGGUGGUGGACACGACAGACAGAGACUCUUUCUUGCAUGCGACUGCCCUCGACCGACCGACCGACCGACCGAUGGACACCUCCUGUUGACUCGUA